Messenger RNA from Canariomyces notabilis, 588 nucleotides. RefSeq lists its product as uncharacterized. The transcript is spliced from 2 exons. The record is from RefSeq and is a predicted model, not a curated record. Lineage: Eukaryota; Fungi; Ascomycota; Sordariomycetes; Sordariales; Chaetomiaceae. Bases 60 to 305 code for a protein of 81 amino acids.
AAGCGCUUGUCCGACCGACGCGAUGCGAAUUUAUUCGAUCAAAUCGAACAAGCAGCAAAAUGGAACAGACAUUGGAAUGCGCCAUUUGCGGCGAAAGAUUUAACCAUGGUGUGACGGCCGUCUGCCGCAACGGCCAUCACUGGUGCCGGCGCUGUCUCGGAGACGCCGCGCAAGCGGCUACCCGCAACAUCACCGACGCGAGCUGCAUGCCGCCAAGGUGUUGUGGGGACGCGGUUCUCCCAACGAACGGUGCCCGGGACCACCGUGCCCUUCGUCAGCUCAGCGCUGGUGUGUUGGCUUCUUAGGAAGAAGCCGUCCGCCAGUUCCGGGAGCUGCGUGAGCCUGUCAGGCCUGGAUACCUAGUCGACCGCGGAAUGGUCCGGGUCGCUAUGAAUUCCAGGAACCCCCUCUACCAGUUCUGCCAGAACUGCGAGAGGCUGGUGGCAAGGCAAGAAGGCUGCAAUCACAUGACUUGUGUUUGCGGCCACGAAUUCUGCCUUAUUUGCGCGCGUCCAUGGGCUGCAGCUGACGAAGGGCAGGGCCUCUGCCACCCGUAUUACGGGGCGGAAGAUCAGCACCGGUUGCAAA